Alnus glutinosa is the source of this 803-nucleotide messenger RNA. RefSeq names its product peptidyl-prolyl cis-trans isomerase CYP19-3. Gene Ontology annotation, biological process: protein folding; protein peptidyl-prolyl isomerization. The transcript is spliced from 2 exons. The coding region runs from base 165 to 692 and encodes 175 amino acids. Lineage: Eukaryota; Viridiplantae; Streptophyta; Magnoliopsida; Fagales; Betulaceae. Gene Ontology annotation, molecular function: peptidyl-prolyl cis-trans isomerase activity. The record is from RefSeq and is a predicted model, not a curated record.
CAAAAAAAAGGGACUUCUUAGCAAAAAAACCACAAACCAAAACCCUAAACCCUAAUCCACAUACUUGCGCCGCUAUAAAUCCACACAGCAAAACUCCGAAUCUCUCACGCCUAUCUCUUCACCCACAGCCACAGAGAUCAACUGCUUUCAAUUUGGUGAACAAGAUGUCAAAAAACCCAAAGGUUUUCUUUGACAUUCUGAUUGGAAAGAUGAAAGCUGGCCGAGUGGUGAUGGAGCUAUUUGCCGAUGCCACCCCUAAAACUGCCGAGAAUUUCCGUGCCCUUUGCACUGGGGAGAAGGGGAUCGGGAGCUCCGGGAAGCCAUUACACUACAAGGGCUCGCCAUUUCACCGCAUAAUCCCCAACUUCAUGUGCCAGGGCGGGGAUUUCACAAGGGGAAAUGGGACCGGAGGAGAGUCGAUUUAUGGCUCCAAGUUCGAGGACGAGAACUUCAAGCUGAAACAUACAGGUCCAGGAAUUUUGUCCAUGGCUAAUGCUGGACCCAACACAAAUGGUUCUCAGUUCUUCAUCUGCACCGACAAGACCUCAUGGCUUGAUGGAAAGCAUGUUGUUUUUGGUAAGGUUGUGGAAGGCUACACUGUUGUGAAGGAGAUGGAGAAGGUGGGAUCCAACAGCGGGACUACUAAGGAACCGGUUGUUAUUGAAGAUUGUGGUCAGAUUACAGAGAAUUGAUGAUGACUGAUGUUGUUUAAUUCAGAUUGAUGAGAAUUAGUAAAUGUUCUUGUAAAUAAAUGUCCUAACUUGUUUUAUCUGCAAUAAUAACUACGGAUCUAGCUUGUUUGA